This is a messenger RNA of Sarcophilus harrisii (Tasmanian devil), 1499 nucleotides long. RefSeq lists its product as uncharacterized. Lineage: Eukaryota; Metazoa; Chordata; Mammalia; Dasyuromorphia; Dasyuridae. The coding region runs from base 60 to 923 and encodes 287 amino acids. The record is from RefSeq and is a predicted model, not a curated record. The transcript has 3 exons.
UGGUUUUAGCCAAGACUUCAUAGUAGCUGAAUGGUAUUUCCAAAGGUUACCAUAAGAACAUGGUUUCAUCUCUGCUUGAACUCCUAAAAAAAAGGAAAUCAUUUAAUAAGAAGAAAAUGAUAAGAAAAAGAAUAAAGAUACAUCCAGUAGAAACUCUGGUUAAGAUCUCACCAAAAACCUGUCUGGACAAAGUAAAAAAGAGACUAUUUUCAGUUGCUGGAAAUAAUCAAAUAGUACCACUAUGCAGACAAGGAGAACAGCAUUCUAGGGCUGAUCUGAUCCCUGAUUUCAACUAUCCCAUAUCUCAGACAUGCAGCAAACAACAGUCCACUGCAAUGCACUUGCCCUAUGGACAUCAGAAUCCACUGGCUGUCGAUGACAAGGGAAUUCCAAAACAUUUGAUCCCCCUUGGUAAGUCCUACAAUAUGCCAGACUUCUCAUUAACAAGUUACUCUGACAGUAAAUCCUACAUGCAGUCACAAUCAAGAUGUGGACAAAUCUGGAAGACUUUUCAGACUGAUCAUCAUAUAGCAAAGGACCACCAGGCUGAUAUUCCUUUUUUAAAAGUACACAAAACUGCAGCUGUCCCUGGAAUCCCACAAGCCGACACCAUGGACAGAGAAAGAAUAGUUUUACCAUCAUCAUCACCAGUCUUUGGACCAUGGCAAAGUGGGAAAAAAGAGAAAAGAGAAUGUGAAAUUACUACCGUUAUACCUGCAUCAAAGCCUGACCCUGUGGCCAGAGUAAUUGCAGCUCUACAAUUAACACCACCAGACUUUGGACCAUGGCCAAGUGGAAAAAAUGAGGCUUUUUCAGAUUUUCCAAAUUUGGUACAGUGGACUCAGUAUUAUUCUUCAUACUUGGACUACCGCUGUGAUUAUCCAUUUCCAAAGAGACCAGCUGCACCACGAGAGACCAACUAAUGAACCAAAUUUCCACCAAGCUCUUUAUCAGAGAUAAGCUUUCAUCAGAGCUAGAAGAUUAGCCCACAAUUACAUCAGGGCUGAGGAUUGUUUCAGUGAUUUUAAUUAUUUGAGUCAUCAUGAAUACCUCAAAAUCUUUCUUCUAAAAUUUGACCUCCUGAAUAUGCCACAAACAAUCAAGUGAGGUGAAAACACAGAGCAAACUGCAAUACUACUAGGCCAUUUUCUACUAAAACUUCAUUAUUUAAAUAUUCUAAAAUCAUACAGACACAACCAAGCAAAAGAAAUAGUGUACCCUGAGAACACCAUGCAAUUUUUCUUACUAAAGCUUAGAGACCAAGGUUAUGAGUAUUUCUCAAUCAGAUACAGGCUAACUACCAAUAAGAAGAUAUAAAGCCCCUUGCCUACUGCAUGGAAUUCAUGUUUGUUCAGUUCCAGUGACUGCCAACAUGGUACCUAUACCUCACCUCCCUUUCUAGAGUUAUAGAUUAUCCCCAACAUGCUCUUAAGGUUUUUUCCUUUAAUUCCUUUUAAAAUUUUCAUACUAUGGCUAAUAAAAAAAAUAAACAUUUUAGA